GCAGCUGUGGGGAGGGUCUCCAGCUGAUAGAGGAAACUCGCAACCUAUUAAACCCAAACACAGACACAUUCUAGUGCAGAUCAGCUGUGUGCAAACAAUACGGGAAUUGCAGUCCUGAGCAUUGGAGAGAGGAGAGUAGGGUUUGUUCUGGAAAUUUAUCUCAACUUAAAUUGAUAUAUAGAUUUGAGGGAGUAUUAAGUACAAAGAGAGUGAGCAAAAGGAGAGCUUUGGUCAUAUGGAAUAAGGCUUCUCUGUGUGAGCAGAGUACCCAUAGUGAAGUGUGCCCAAAUACACGUACCCUAUCUCCCUUGGCUUUAUUGUGGUUCUAACUGACCAUGGAGGUAUUGGAAAAUGGGGAGCAGAACCUGUUGCACUGGGAUCGAAAGCUGAGUGAGCUGUCAGAACUGGUGGACUCCGAUUCCCUGCUAAACAAUACGCACUUCACGGAGUUCCUGGAUGAGUUUUCGCAGGAUGUCCUAGGCCAGCUCUUGAAUGACCCCUUCAUGUCUGAGAAAAAUGAGAUGAUGGAAGUGGAGCUGUCCCCAGCAUCCCCAGCUCCCCUCAUCCAGGCAGAACACAGCUACUCCCUGUGCGGCGACUCGCGCCCCCAGUCCCCACUGACCCAUGUUUCGACUGACGACAACUUCAAUGAAGCUGACCUGGAGAAUGAGGAAUGGUGUCUGGGUGCAGAAUUGACUUCAGCAACAAUAAAAACUGAACCUGUGCUGUGUGAGGCACCAGGCCUUACCCCCUCUGUCAGUCUCACCAUCACACCUGUACCCCUGGAAGGCGAAGAAUCCCAGUUGCAAUCUGAUGCCAUGAUGAAACCGUUGAGCCAGAAGGUUCUUCCAGAGAUUAAAUUGGAGCCACAUGAAGUAGAUCAGUUCCUGAACCUGUCUUCUAAGGAAGCAAUGGAUCCACUGCACCUGCCUCCAACCCCUCCCAGCAGCCAUGGCAGUGACUCUGAGGGAGGGCAAAGCCCAACCAGGUCCCUCCCACCUUCAAGCCCUGUCCAACUACAAGCCACAGCUAAAGUGACAUCACGCAUGGCUUCAGCACUCUCCAAUUCGCCUCUCCUGACAGCACCACAUAAAUUGCAGGGGACUGGUCCACUGAUCUUGACGGAGGAAGAGAAGAGGACGCUGAUAGCUGAGGGGUACCCUAUUCCUACAAAACUGCCCCUGACAAAGGCAGAGGAAAAAGCACUGAAGAAAAUCCGCAGGAAAAUAAAGAACAAGAUCUCUGCCCAGGAAAGUAGGAGAAAGAAGAAAGAAUACAUGGACAGCCUGGAAAAAAAGGUUGAGUCCUGUUCAAAUGAAAAUAGUGAGCUGCGUAAGAAAGUGGAAGUCCUGGAGAACACAAACAGAACUCUUCUGCAGCAGUUACAGAGACUCCAAGCCAUGGUUGCUGGCAAAGUGUCCCGUUCCUGUAAAGCAGCCAGCACGCAGACAGGGACCUGUCUCAUGGUGGUGGUGCUGUGCUUCGCAGGCAUUUUUGGCAGCUUCUCUCAGAGUUACGGGCCCUAUCCUCCUGCCACAAAGAUGGUGCUGCCCAGCCAGCAUUCCACACCAGAGUCCUACACAGCCUCCAUUGUACGGUCAAGAAGUCUGCUAAUUUACGAAGAGCCCCGCCAACUGGAGGAGCAGUACAGUUCAAUCUCCUUUGCAGAUCGCAGUGAUGCCUGGGAUAGGCGCGUGGACGCCUCCAAAUACACAGCACUAUCUCUGGAAUCUGUGCCGGGGGCACAGCAGGAUAAAGUCACACACUUCACAAUAGCCAAUGAGACAAGGCUAGAGAAAUCAGUGGUGCUGGGGCUGCAGCCGCACAGGAUCAGCUCAGAGCUGGAAGUGAAUGAAACGCUGAAAAUAAUUGAAAUUGAUAGACGAGUCAAUGCCACUUCUUAAAAAAGAGGCCUUUCCCCACCACAUUAUCCUCCCUUCUUUCCAACCCAAGCCCCACCCCUUCCUCUGGACUCAUCACCAUCAGGGAACCAAAGGGCAAAAGAGAGAGAGUCUGCCAACUUCUGAUUUGGCUGAAGAGUCUGUGACUUGAGUCAGCAGCAGUUGUCCUCGUUCUGUCCUUUCCUCCGGGCACACAAACCUGCUUCUGCUUUUACUGCUGUCCCUGACUGGUAAUACAAGGGUGUACUGGUUGGUUUGUGUGUAUAUCCUAAUCAAGGGGCAGAGCCAUGGAAUGGAGGAUUAGGAUAAAUGUAACUCACGGGGGAACGUUUGUGGUAGGUCACGUGGGAGAAGGAAACUGAAAGAUACAGUGUGACACUGCUCAGGAUUUGGCCACAGCUCCAUGCCCAUCACUCUGGCACACUGGAGCUUUAUGGGGAGAGAAAUGUGUUCACAGUUCCCAUCCCUCCCACUGAGGGCAGAGAACAGACACUAGUCCUAUUGAGCCAACAGCACAGACAGGAGAGUCUGUUCAAUGGCAGUAUUGCUUUUUUUUUUUUUUUUUUCUCUUCUCCCUGCUCUCUCUCUCUCCCCUUUUCCUGCCCCUUUAUCACGUGGUGGGUGAAGUUUCCUUACUGUUGCCAUCCUUAUGAAGGAUCCAGGCAAAGUUCAGUCAGCCCAUGUGUCUUCUCAGGCCUUGUCUACAAUUGCACCAAUUUAACUAAAUCAGUUUAGAAACUGAUUGAGUUUAAUCUGUGCGACUCCCUUGUGUGGAAAUUUUUAAAUAAGAUUAUGACUAGUAUAUUGUAUCCAUUUAGCUUAAGUUGAUUCCUUACUGGCAUAAACUAAAUCAAUACUAGGCUCUCUUAAACCAAAAUAAGAGCGUCCACAUUAGGGGAUUGCAUGGAUUUAAUUAAAUUAGUUUCUAAAUCCAUUUAGAUACAUCGGUGCAGUUUUUUGAGGUAGACAAGGCCUCAGAUUGUUCUAGGUUCUUCUUCUUCCCCUGAGCCUCCUGUUACUGUUGUAAAUAGUAUUUAUUAGCUUUCCAAAAUUUCCCUCUGGUAGCCAGACUGGAGAGCCAAGCUCCCAAGACCAUGCAGGUUUUCUUGGUGAACUUUGAAAUCAAGAUGGAAAAAAUAUGCUUUUUUAAAAAUUAAACUUAGUUCCCUAUAAUGAUUAUUAGACUGUAAUGAGGCUCCCCUUCCUCCUCCCUUUUACUAAAAGUACAUGGAAUUAAAGCAACCGCUUAGGGAAAAAAUUGUUGUAUGUUCCCAAUUAGACGCAGUUCAGGUCAGUGUUGAUGGUCUCCCUCUCUAGUUAUUUAUUAUUACAAAACUACCUAGAAGACCAAACCAAGGUCAGGUCCCCAUUGUGCGAGGCACUGUACACACACAUGAUGAGAGACUGUCCCUGUCCCGAAGCUGCUAUCCUGGAUAGACAAGACAGAAAAAAGAUGGGAGGGGGAAUAGAUACACGGAGAGGGGAAAUACCUUGCCCAAGGUCACACAGCUGGUCAUUGGUAGAGCCAGGAAUAGAAUCCAAGUCUCCCGCCUCUCAGUGCAGUACCCUAUCCACUAGACCAUACUGCUUCUAAAGCACCAUGCUGAUGCAUCUAAUGCACACUGCCUCUAGUGCGGUGAUUCUCCUUCUCUCUCAAUACCCAGAUUGUGCCAAUGGCAGGGCUGCCCUUCCACUCACAACUGUCCUUUCCGUGAUCCAGCCAACCCACCAGUGAUUGCUUCUGGGUUUUAUUUGGUUAUUACAAAGGGUUGCUCAGAGUUCCCAGUGAUGGCUUUAGCUUAAAAACCUAAAUAGGAUAGAAUAGUACGGCUACUUUUGCAAUUUACCAGGAAAACUCAAUUAAAAAAAGAUUAAAAUGUUUUUUUUAAAAAAAAACCUCUCCUUUUUUACAUAAAUAAGGAGACCAAACUAGUGUAGCCUUGUGUUUUAUACCAUGUACAGUAACUCUUUCCUCCAGGUAUUCUAUUUUGUAAAAUAUUUUUAAAGAAAAAGUGUAUUGUUUUUGUAUUUUAGUAUAGCCUCUGCAGUGCUUCAUCCUUUCCUGUUUGGAUUUUUCUUUCUUUAGUCUCCUUCCUUUGUUCACUAUCCCAUCUGUUCACUAUGGGCCUGAUCCAAAACCCAGUGAAGUUAAUGGAAAGAAUCCAUUUGGCUUGAGUAGGCUUUGGAUCAGUCCCCACUGUACCAUGAUCAGAAACAACAUUCAAAUUGGCAAGAGUGGGACAUGUGUCCCAAUUCCACUAGCAGAUAAUGGAAUUUGGUGUGUACACCUCUUGUGUGCAUGACUUUCUAGGUCAAACCCCAUUCAUCUGUCCAGGUGUCUAUUUUAAAAAAAAAAAAUUGGUGGCAAUGAGAGAGAAAUGCCAUUGUGAGCAUAUUCACAGUCAAUCCUUUCUUGUCAGUGUGGGUCAGUACCACCCCUAAGGCAUAUCCCCUCUUAUUAAGGGUCAGCCACAACAGCCAUGCUAAUUCUCCCAGGCUCUCUGGAUUGCGCUAGUGCGCACAGACAACCGUCACACAGCUCUCCCUUUGGGAACCCACAUUAUAACUGCACGAUGGAAAGAGGAAGAAAAAGAUGGGUGUGAGCGGGGGAGCGUCUGAACUGAGACACAAGUGGUGUCUGCAUUAUUUUAACCACCUGAGGUCAGCAAAGGGAAGGGGGAAAUUUAUGACCUGUUAGAUUUACCAUAUUGGCUAUCUCCGGGCAUCCAAGUACAACCAGGUAGGCAUGAGUCAGGGAUUAGCAAAUUCACGAAAGACCUGAUUUACAGAGCAUCCCCAGGUCCCCUUGACUUUGAGCGUAACAGUGGGGGCUCAGCAUUCCUGAAAAACAGGCCCCAAAUUUCUCUUGGGGUUUAUUUAUAUAGCUGUGUAUGGAAUGUGAAUGUGGAGCAGGUGGAGGCUUAUCUGUCUAAUCUCUCGUGCCCAUUACCCUACUUAAUGCAUGAAUGCAUUCUCUCCCAGUAAAGAGACACUAUUAACGUUACUAAUUUAAAUAAUAAUGUACACUAUUAAAAUAGAGAAUUUCCCCAAAUCAUUGCUAAUCACCAUUAAAGCCAUUUGCUUUUUGCAAUUUGCGCAGUUUGGAUACACCACACCAUUUAUGGGGGUUUUAUAUCUUCAUUGAUAAAGGUUACUGUCUGAGUCAGGCUACUGGAUUAGAUGGUCUGAUCUAUGUAUGGAUAAUAUGGAGUACGGCAAUUCCUGUGUUCCUAUGACCAUAAAAAUAGCCUCUCUAUAGCCCUAAUAUGUUUGAUGCUUAAAAUGAAAUUUUAACUGUUUUUUGUGGAUCUCCUAAACUAGCACAACAUUUGGGUUGAAGUCACUGCUGGGGAAUAUUAUUCCUUUAAAAUCAACUACUCCUAUUGAACCUGAAAUGGGUUUCUUCUGUAAGUCCUUUUUCUAGCGAUCGGUCACUUGUUUACUCUUGGGUGAAAUUCACUCCUGGAUAUAGGGUCAGCACAAGUUAUGCACCACUUAAGUCCCAAGAAAUCAUCUAAGCCCCACUUUAGCGGUCCCGGACCUCAGGAAUUUACGCAGUAUAUAGCCUUCGUGCUGGUUCUCUGCACAAACACCCUGAAAGCUGCCUGCAUGGAACCCUGUUGCCAAACCAAUGUUUUACCACACCAGUAAAACCUUGCUUGUCCCCUAUAACCUUCAGACAUUCCCCGAGCUGUCAUCUUUGAGUCUAGGAAGUUAAGCUAUGAAG
Molecule: messenger RNA, 5628 nt
Organism: Terrapene triunguis (Three-toed box turtle)
Lineage: Eukaryota; Metazoa; Chordata; Testudines; Emydidae
Gene: CREB3L2
Product: cAMP responsive element binding protein 3 like 2
Exons: 12
Coding region: 336-1904 (522 amino acids)
Biological process (GO): regulation of transcription by RNA polymerase II
Molecular function (GO): cAMP response element binding; DNA-binding transcription factor activity, RNA polymerase II-specific
Source: RefSeq, a predicted model, not a curated record